This is a messenger RNA of Neodiprion fabricii, 1368 nucleotides long. RefSeq lists its product as uncharacterized. Gene Ontology annotation, molecular function: ubiquitin protein ligase activity. The record is from RefSeq and is a predicted model, not a curated record. Lineage: Eukaryota; Metazoa; Arthropoda; Insecta; Hymenoptera; Diprionidae. The transcript is spliced from 2 exons. Gene Ontology annotation, cellular component: cytoplasm. The coding region runs from base 99 to 1085 and encodes 328 amino acids.
GCUGCGCUCGUUUAAACGGAUCGCGAGUUACACAAAGUGCUUGAAUCUUUAGUCCGCAACCUCGGAUACUGCAGUGAAACUUUGCCAAAAGAAGGUUAAUGGAGAGGAAGAAUCCGGAAAUGGAUCCCGUACGGUAUCCAGACCUCCAAGAAAUGUUCCAGAACGCAGGAGUCUGUCCGAUAUGCUUCAUGGAAAUGGGCCAAAUGCCAACGUACCAGUGCGAGAACGGUCACACGAUGUGCCACCGGUGUAAGCCGUACUAUUACGCAUGUUCUAUGUGUAACGCACCGUUGAAUUUCUUCCCGGCACCGGAAACGGAUCCUGCGCAAACGCCGCCGCCGAUCCACUUCAUGCCACACAUGAUGCCGAGAGACUUCGUAUCUACCGAGCCCAGCGCGCCUUACGAGGACUUUCUUCAUCACGAAAGAGGAUCCUGGGGUCCACCGUCUCCCGAACCGGAACAACACCUUGGGUACUGCAAGUACUCGAACUUCGGAUGCUGGAUCAGGGUUCCCGAGUACCUGAGAGAGCUUCACGAGACGAGAUGCCAUUUCAGGCCAUUCCUCGAAGAGGAACAGCUUCCCACUGAUUUGCAUCCGGGCGAUGAUCUCGAGCCCUGUGCUCACGCGGUGGUUGGAUGCAACGUGAUGAUGCCACCUUGGAGGAAGCCGGUACACGAGCCACUCUGCAUAUUCAAAGAAAGUUUCGAAGCCUUCAAUGCGGGGGAAUCAGGACUCGAACCAGAACCAGAAGCUGAAGGCGAUGAGGACCCGGAUGAACUGGUGGAGUGCAAGCUGAAGAUUUACGGAUGCCGAGUGAGGAUGCAACGACGUCGCAAAGAAAUUCACGAAGGAAAAUGUAACUACAAUAAAUACUACAACGAGGAGGACUUCCGGGAACGAGAAGUGGAACCAGAAGAGAUACCAGAAGAAGAACCAGAAGAAGAACCAGAAGAGGACCCUGAUGAGCUGAUUGAGUGCAAGCUAAAAAUUUAUGGAUGUCGUGUUAGGAUGCCGCGCCAUCGGAAGGAAAGUCAUGAAGCGAAGUGUAACUACAACAAACACUAUAGGGAGGAGGAUUUUUAAUACUUUGAAAAUUAACUCUUUCCCAAAACUGCUAUAAGAAAAUUAGAUAUUCAUGGAAAGAGAUACAUAUGCGUUCUAUCUUUGAAACGGAGAAUUAGUUUCGCCUGCAUUUAGAGACUGACUGACUACCACAGACUCUGGAAAUUCUGUGCAAUUGAAGUUAUCGUAUACAAAAUGGCGAUGACGAGUGUAGAUAGCAAUUUUGAAUAGCUAAGAUAGAGUAACAAAAAGCCUGUACGCUCGAAAAAUAUCAAAAAUAUAAAUGCGAGUAAUUUUUACAGAG